Messenger RNA from Hyalella azteca, 1520 nucleotides. RefSeq names its product collectin-12. Bases 184 to 981 code for a protein of 265 amino acids. The record is from RefSeq and is a predicted model, not a curated record. NCBI's taxonomy places the organism in Eukaryota, Metazoa, Arthropoda, Malacostraca, Amphipoda, Hyalellidae. The transcript has 5 exons.
CUCGAGCAUGUGCACCCGAACGGUCCCAGAAACUAUAACAACGAGCAUAAAUAUUUAUGAAUCGUCACGUGGUAACUUUUUGAGCGAUUUUUAAUUGCGUUUGAUUAUAUUACUUGGGCCUGAGAUUCUGAAUAUUAACCACCAGGAAAAUCGUUAAUUUCUGCCGUUUUUCUUUCAGCAAAAAUGUUAGUUAAACAUUCAUUGGGAAUUGGUUUGUCCCUGCUUGUGGCUCUUCUUAUCUACGAGGGCGUCAGGGCACAGACCAGCCAAGACCAACCCAUCUUCGCAGGCGCCAUAUCCUACAGCCUGGUGGCGAGUGUGGCGAACAAAUAUGGGACGGUGGCUGCUGAAAAUACCACACUGCCCGAGUGUGGCCGCAUAUGUGGUGACAGUAAGAAGAUUGUCUGCAUAGGGUUCAGCUGGUUGCCAACUGUACCCCUGCCUGAGACGGCUUUGGCUCGCUCAACAACCGGCCAGUGCCGGCUGUUGGUAUGCGUGCCAGACGGGACUGUGGAGAAGGGACCAGCGAGGCUCUACCUCAGGGUUCGAAACUCAAUGACUCCUCAGUAUGGGGUCUUCUGGAAAGUUCCCGAUGGGUACACGAAACUCUGCACCUUUGCCUACGCUGUCUAUCGGACCAAAAUGAACUUCACCGGCGCGGACGAAGCGUGCAGGGCGGAUGGAGGGCGUCUGCUGUUCACUAGGACACCUCAGCAGCACCUGGAGGUGAACUCGAACAUCACAAGGUCCAUCACCUACUGGAUCGGCAUGGCGGACGUUGCCGGCAACAGGAUUUUCCGCUGGCUAGAUGGCAGUGACAUUGGCCCGCGAACGGAGUGGGGGCAAGACCAGCCCAACAACUACCGCGCUGACACCAAAGAGCCGCAGAGCUGCGUCAUCCUGCACAACGGAGUGUGGAACGACGAGCAGUGCUCCAAGCUGCACAGCUACCUCUGCCAGAUCCUCUACGUUGACAUAUAAAGCGGUGCAAUAGCGUUCAGAAAAUGCUGGUGGAAUUAGGAUAACAUGAGUUAAAGUAUCACUUCUAAUUGCGAGCGGUGUUUGUUGUCUUAGAUGCAGAAGAAUAAUAUUGAUUACAAUUUGACAAAAAAUAUACGAGCGUACUAAAAUAUUUGCUAGCGAAACACCACAAUUUUUGAGAAGCAAUGCCGAGCUCACAAAUAACGUAGCACUUAUGAAUUAAUUUGUAUCUAGGACGGAAUAAUCAUGAAAAAUAAGAAAGCCUCUUUUAUUCAAAUUAGCUCUUCCAAAAUACAUUAAAUCGUUUAAAUCCCAAUCUUGAUAACUACUAGUUGUUUCUGACUACUGAAAUGAAAUUUCAACAUACUUCUAACCAAAACAAAUUCUCUACGAAACUUCCCCAUACAGCAGUUAUUCUUAGCGGUCCAAAGGAAAUCGUCAGAAAUUAAUAUUAAUCUGAAACAUAAUCAACGAUAUCAUUAGCAUAAGUAUCAAUUACUCGCGGAAUUAUAUUGGUUAUAAACAAUCGUCGUCUGACU